Messenger RNA from Olea europaea var. sylvestris, 1469 nucleotides. RefSeq names its product protein RICE SALT SENSITIVE 3-like. The record is from RefSeq and is a predicted model, not a curated record. The transcript is spliced from 7 exons. NCBI's taxonomy places the organism in Eukaryota, Viridiplantae, Streptophyta, Magnoliopsida, Lamiales, Oleaceae. Bases 170 to 1378 code for a protein of 402 amino acids.
CAAAUACGAAAACAAACCCCCAAAAGAAGCAACAUCACUUUUACACACGCCCUCUCUACUUGCCCUUUUUUGUUAAAAAUGAAAGAAAGAAGAUAGGAAAGGGUAGUGUUUUGUUAGAAACAAUUUUGAUUCUGAUUGUCGUCCAACUAUAUUAGACAUAGAGAGAAAAAUGGUGGGCUCAGCAGCAUCAGACAGGGGCAAAGAAGCAGCAGGGAUGAUGGCCCUUCAUGAGGCUCUAAGAAGCGUCUGUUUAAACUCAGACUGGACUUACUCUGUCUUCUGGACCAUUCGCCCUCGCCCGAGAGUUAGAGGUGGCAAUGGUUGCAAGGUUGGAGAUGACAAUGGUAGCUUGAUGUUGAUGUGGGAAGAUGGGUUCUGUGGAGGCAGAGUUGCAAACUGUUUAGAUGAGAUGGAUGUAGAGGAUCCUGUCAGAAAAACCUUCAGCAAAAUGUCUAUUCAGUUAUAUAAUUAUGGAGAAGGGUUGAUGGGGAAAGUUGCUUCUGAUAAGUGUCAUAAAUGGGUAUACAAAGAACCAGUAGAGUGUGAACCAAAUAUCUCCAACUACUGGCAGAGUUCAUUUGAUGCAGUUCCUCCUGAGUGGACUGAUCAGUUUGAAUCUGGCAUUCAGACUAUAGCUGUUAUUCAAGCUGGACAUGGCCUACUUCAACUGGGUUCUUGCAAGAUUAUGCCUGAAGACCUUCAUUUUGUGCUGAGAAUGAGACAUAUGUUUGAAUCCUUAGGCCAUCAAUCUGGAUUUUACUUAUCCCAACUGUUUUCUUCAAAUCGAAAUGCCCCAUCGUCUUCUGCAGUGCCUUUAAAGCAACCGACAAUGCCAAUCCGCCCUUCCCCUCACCUAUUCAAUUGGGGACAGAUGUCAAUGCCUUCAGCAACUUCAGUCCUUAAUACAUCUUCCAAUUUUCAAAGUUCAGCUCGACUUGGCAUUCCUCUGUCCAAGGACGAAAUGCACAUGUUCUUUCACCCGCAUCCAUCAGAAGCAAGGAUGGAAGAUAUGAUGGGAGAUCAUGAAAACGAUAUCAAAUGGCCUAAUGGAUUGAGUUUCUUCAAUGCUCUAACUGGACGCACGGAUGACGCCAAACUUCUGUUUAAUCCUAAUGGCCUUGGAAACAAGCCAGAAAAUCCAAAUUCUGAUGCUACGAGUUUGCACAACAAUGGUGGGCCAAAUCCCAAUGAGUUAUUGACCUUGGAUAGCCACCGGGAUAGCAUUCGAAAAAUGGAGAACAACAAGUUCAAGAGGAGCUUUACGUUACCUACAAGAAUGACUUCAUCGGCUUCACUUGAUCAUCACGCCGCACACAAUACGGGGGAGUAUAGAAAUGAAGCAGGAACGUACUCUGAUGUUAUGGAAACUUUGGAGUAAUUUUAUAAAGGGCAUGUAUGAAAGUAUAGUAGGUUGAGAAGUGUUUCCUUUGGUGUUCACCUUUGUUUGUUUUAAGCAAUUUCUAUUAUCA